AUGGCGUAGAGUGACUCAUAGUAUUAAAUGUAGUCGUACAUUAGAUCAACGUAGUGUUUAAUUUUAUUUAUAUAUACGCUUUUGUUCACAGACACACAUUUUUUGUUUGUACUAAGUGUUUAUCGAUUUACAUUGUAUCGUAGGAGCUGUGAAAAAGCAAAACAUUACCAUCCAGCAAUAUAUCAAACAUAGUGCUUAUUAUUAGUUUUAUUCGAAAAUAUUUCACUUGAAAUUGAUUUUAGCAUAUAAAAGAAAAAAGAUAUUUAAAAAACGUUAAAUUAGUUGUAUUUCUACACUUCCAUAAUUAAUAAUCGAAAUAAAGAAAAAAAAACACGAAAAGAUGGCAUUUGGUGCAAUGGCAAUACGAAAUAAAGCCCCGCGUCGGGUAAAACAACCUCCAAAAUUACCGCAUUCAAUGCAAUACAUAACCGAUGAAAUGCUCAUGCCGUUUGUUCCAAGCUUUAUGCCAACUUCACAAGUUGAAUUGACGAUUAGCGCAAAGGGCCUCUUGAGCACACAUUUGUUUCGGAGUAAAUCAGAUCCAGUGUGUAUCGUCUAUGUGAAAAGACCGUGGCAAAAUAAGUAUAAGGAAGUUGGGCGCACUGAGACGAUCGAAAAUACCCACAACCCGCAGUGGUUGAAGAAAAUCAUUUUGGAUUACAACUUCGAGACCAUCCAAAUGAUAAAAUUUGAAAUUCGAGACAAAGAUUUGAUAGCAAAAGAAUAUCUCGGCCAAUAUGAGACGAAGUUGAGCGAUUUGGUUGCUAGCUACGGUUGUCAAUCGGUUGGGAAACUUAAUGGCAAAGUUGAAGGCGUUAUUCACCGAGAGUACGGCGACAUUAUCAUUGUGACAGAGGAAGUGAUAAGCUGCAAACAAAUUGCCGAAAUUAAAUUUUGUGGUGAAAAAUUACCAAAGCCUUCGUGGCUCCGUAGAAAUCAUCCGUUUUUGAUGAUAUCACGCUCGAACGAAGAUUCCACAUAUUCCUUGGUAGGACGAACCGAGCCAUGUCGAGCGACACAAAAUCCAUGUUGGAAUCCAUUUACAAUACGUGCAACGACACUUUGUAACGGAGAUUUUGAUCGAUCUAUUCGAAUGGAUUGCUACAAUUUUCGAGACAAUGGAAAACACAAGCUCAUCGGAACCUGCUAUGCAUCAGUGCAUAACCUAAAAACGAUAUGCGAAAGGGGAGAGUCAAGAGCGUUGGUGAAUGAAGAGAAGCAAAAGGCUAAGCCAAAGUACGUUCCGUCUGGCGUAUUGAAAGUGGCAAAAGUUGAAAUUACCGAAGAUAUAACAUUUUUAGACUUUAUUCGCAACGGUACAGAAAUGCAUUUUGCCGUAGCCAUUGAUUUUACCGCGUCGAAUGGAGUUCAUACCGAUCCAAAAUCGUUGCAUUACUUGAGUGGUGAUCGAAUGAACAGCUAUGAAAUCGCAUUGCGAGGCAUUGGACAAAUUAUAGAGCAAUACAGUAAUACUCCAAUGUUUCCCGCCUUUGGAUUUGGCGCUAAAAUUCCACCCGAUAAUCGUGUUUCGUUUCAAUUUCCAUUGAAUAAUAAUACCACACAUCCCUAUUGCGAUGGUAUCGAUGAAAUUGUCAAGCAUUAUCGCGAACAAUUAAAUAUGGUCCAGCUUUAUGGACCCACCAACUUUUCGCCAGUGAUAAAUGACACCAUUUCUAUAGCACAAAAGUUUCAAGAUGGAAAACACUAUUUUGUGCUGCUGAUUGUAACUGAUGGUGUCAUUUCGGAUAUGCUUUUGACCAAACGAGCUAUAAUUGAAGCAUCCAAGCUACCUAUUUCGAUAAUAAUCGUUGGUGUUGGUGACGAUAAUUUUGAGGCAAUGGAAGAAUUGGACUCGGACGAUGUAAGACUGUCUGUUGAUGGCCAUUUUGCCGAGCGUGACAUUGUGCAAUUUGUACCAUUGAACAGUUUCUUAUCGAAGGACGGCGAACACAUCGUGUCACAAUUCAAAUUGGCCGAAGAGGUACUUGCUGAAAUACCUGAACAACUGACAAGUUAUAUGAAGUCUCGUGGAUUCAAGCCCCAGAUUAUUCCAACUAAUAUGCCAUCAGACCCAUCUGUCAUUGUACCAACGGCACCAAUCGUUCCAAAUUCAAACGUUUAAAUGAAUGAAAGAAAAAAAUUCUAAAUUGUUCUUAUACAUAUUUUUAUUCGAGUGAAAAAAAUAAUAACGUGUGUGGCUUCAUGAGUGUGGAUACCUGUGUGGUGCACUCAUUUUUACCUUUUAGACCAAAUGUUAACACCAAUAAUUUUGAAUAUACAACGAAAAUGAACUUUUAAAAAUAGAUGUGAACUAUUAAGAAUAACAGGUGUCGAUGUCGAUAUAAUGUACAAAUUAUGAUAAUGUUCAAAAUUGCUUUAUAGGUACAUGACAUAGUAUUCGAAAAAGUUUUUACUAUAUUUGGCUAUGAACGAUUUACCUCAUAAGUGUUGAAUCAAGUAAAGUUUUGCAAAUAACGAAUCUGUGAAUCAUUCGUCUUUUUAAAGCACAACAAUGCUUACUAUGUUUUGCUUAUAAGUGUUUAAGUUUGAUUUGCU
Contarinia nasturtii (swede midge) is the source of this 2556-nucleotide messenger RNA. Its product is annotated as copine-9-like. The transcript has 8 exons. Bases 341 to 2122 code for a protein of 593 amino acids. Gene Ontology annotation, biological process: cellular response to calcium ion. Lineage: Eukaryota; Metazoa; Arthropoda; Insecta; Diptera; Cecidomyiidae. The record is from RefSeq and is a predicted model, not a curated record. Gene Ontology annotation, cellular component: plasma membrane. Gene Ontology annotation, molecular function: calcium-dependent phospholipid binding.